Molecule: messenger RNA, 1763 nt
Organism: Didymodactylos carnosus
Lineage: Eukaryota; Metazoa; Rotifera; Eurotatoria; Philodinida; Philodinidae
Source: the annotation of a GenBank genome assembly
UCUUCAAAGUUUUUUUCAUAACGACUAGCUCGUUUUCGGAUACACCCCUUCUGCUUUGCGAAAGAAAGUUUUGCUCUUUGUAAGCCGUUAUCCUAAAAUUUUCUCUCUCAGUACUGUAUCUUUCUUCGAACAAAACCUACGCCUGUCCAACGUAUAUAAUAAUAACAACAGGCAACAUAUUCAAAAACUGAGUUCUCAUUUUGGUUGGUUAUAUUUACAAAGCUCGCUUUUCAUUAAUUUUAGAACGCUUCCUCUGUUUAUGUUCGUAUAGUAAUGAAUUGAUAAAUGCAAUGGCUCCAAAAAUUGCUGCAAUGACUUCAAUACUUUUGCUUAUUAUAAAGAAUUAACCACGGUAUGAUAAUAAUUGUUAUACCUCGAUUGCAUAAGACGCCACAACUGCACCAUCUGUCGAUGUAGUCGGAUUGUUAUUGGCUCUGACUGUUUACUCAAUCACUAUCUUUUUUACUAGCAGUUUAUUCAUGGCAGCAGGGCUUCGUUUGACGACUUUAAUUCAAUUCUUUUUUUAUUAGUUUAUUGUGAUUCAAUCUUAUCGGAUGUGAAAGGUCUCGAAGAGUAGAAGCUCUACUACUGAAGUAGUAUAUUUCGUAUUUUGUAGUGAGAUUUUUCUCUUAAUUUCAAAAGUAUUGCUGAAUCUUUGUUCUAGAUUUCAUGUCAUGUCACUUGCAGACGAACAAAACGAAGUAAUAAUGUUGUUUGGUUUCUUUUUCUCUCAUCCAUAUACUACUGUUGUGUAUUUUUAGCCGUCAUCGACAAAUGCUACUACGAUUUUAUCAACCAAUGAAGAUAAUAGUACCAAAGAUGAUCGCACUAAGCAAGAAGAUGAAACAACUGAAGUCAUUGUACUGGACCCAGAAGCAACGGUUGUUGAAUUAACAGCAUCGCGUAUAGGAGUGUUGGAAGGGUUUGACAAUUUAAGAAAAGUAGAAAAUUUAAAUUUACGUCAAAAUUUGAUAAAAAAGAUUGAAAAUAUUUCCCAUUUGACAUUAUUACAACAAUUAGAACUAUAUGACAAUCAAAUAACAAAAAUUGAAAACUUAGAUUCGUUAAUUAAUCUAACACGUUUAGAUCUUUCAUUCAAUCGUUUAACAAUAAUUGAAAAUUUAUCAACAUUGACAAAUUUGACAGAAUUAUUUUUAGUUCACAACAGAAUAUCAAAAAUAGAUAAUAUACAGUUAUUAACAAAAUUGAGAAUAUUAGAACUUGGUGAUAAUCUUAUUAAAAAAAUUGAAAAUUUGGAUACAUUAACAGACCUUGAAGAAAUUCAUUUAGGAAAAAAUAAAAUAAAAAAAAUUGAAAAUUUAUCAUCAUUAAAUAAAUUAAAAAUAUUAGGUUUAGGUGCAAAUAAAAUUGUAAAAAUUGAAGGUUUUGAACAAUUGACAACAUUAGAACAAUUAUUUUUAUCAGAAAAUCAAAUUACAACAAUUGAAAAUUUAGAAAAUAAUUCGAAAAUAUUGUUACUUGAUCUAGCUCAAAAUAAAAUUGAACAUUUAGAUAAUUUAACACAUCUCACCAAUUUAGAAGAAUUAUGGAUUAAUGACAAUAAAUUGAAUUCAAUGGAUGAAUUAACAAAAAUAGAAUCGAUGUUACAACUGAAAUGUAUAUACUUAGAAAGUAAUCCUGCAUUUCGUCUCGAAGAAAAUUAUCGCGCCAAAGUUCUUCUAAAAUUGCCACAACUCAGACAAUUAAAUGCAACAGAAACACGACGACAACUUGACGAUCCGUUAGCAGUUGAAACACAAUAA